Messenger RNA from Pistacia vera, 3558 nucleotides. RefSeq lists its product as uncharacterized. NCBI's taxonomy places the organism in Eukaryota, Viridiplantae, Streptophyta, Magnoliopsida, Sapindales, Anacardiaceae. Gene Ontology annotation, molecular function: zinc ion binding; nucleic acid binding. The record is from RefSeq and is a predicted model, not a curated record.
CGGUCAUGGGAAUAGAUGAAGUUGGUGAUGCACAAGAGAUUUAUAUCAAGCCAUUACUAUACAGAUUUGUAUAGGAAGUUGCAAGGGCUGGUUCGAGGUUCCAUGAGUGUAGAGGAUUAUUAUAAGGAGAUGGAAAUCGCCAUGAUUAGAGCAAACAUAGAGGAAGACAGAGAAGCAACAAUGGCUAGAUUCAUUGCCGGAUUGAACAAGGAGAUUGUUGACAUGGUUGAGUUGCAACAUUACGUAGAGAUGGAGGAGCUACUGCACAAAGCCGUUAAAAUGGAGAAGCAAAUCAAGUCCAAGAGGUUCAGAUCUAGUUCGUCCUCUAGCUCUCCGUGGAGAUCAAAUUGGAAGGACAAUAAAGCUACCUUUAGAACAAAAGAAGAAGAAAAGUCGAAGAAUUCGAUUGCUGCUCCUAAAGGUAAAUGCGAAACUAAAACUCUUACUAAGUCACGUGAUAUUAAGUGUUUUAGGUGUCAAGGAUUCGAACAUAUUGCUUCCGAAUGCCCAAACAAAAAGGUUAUGGUUGUAUGGCCAAAUUGAGAAGUCAAAAGUGCUAGCUCAAGCGACGAUGAGAUGCCACCAUUAGAGGAUCAUUCUGAUGUUGAAGUGGAAGAACCUGUGCAUGGUGAUUUACUUAUUACAAGGAGAGCCUUGAGUAUACAACCUAAGGAUGAAGGAGAUGAUGAGCAACAUCAGCAUAUUUUCCACAUAAGAUGCCACGUGAAGGAUAAGGUAUGUACGUUGAUUAUUGAUAGUGGGAGUUGUAGUAAUGUUGCUAGUACUUUGUUGGUAAAAAAGUUAAAUUUGAAGUGGGAGAAGCAUCCUAAACCGUACAAGCUACAAUGGCUGAAUGACUGUGGAGAAGUGAAGGUAAACAAGCAAGUUCGGGUUCCUUUUUCAAUUGGCAAGUAUGAGGAUGAGGUUCUUUGUGAUGUGGCACCGAUGUAUGCUGGUCAUAUAUUGCUUGACCGACCGUGGCAGUUUGAUAGGAGGGUGUCGCAUGAUGGGUACAAAAAUCGUUAUUCUUUUGUAAUGAACAACCAAAAAGUUGUACUAGCCCCUCUCAAACCUUUGCAAGCUUAUGAAGACCAGAUUAGGAUAGCAAGAGAGUGCAAAAUGAGAGAGAAACAAAAUGUACUUGCUGAAAAACAUGAGGUUAAGAGUGUAAUGAUGGCGAGGCAACAAGUACUUGUACUUUUGUACAAGGAUGUUUAUUUUUCUACUAACGACCUUAACUCAUCUUUGCCUAGUGUUGUCGUGUCUUUAUUGUAGGAAUUUGAGGACCUAUUUCUUGAGGAGAUUCCUCAUGGAUUGUCGCCUUUAAGAGGAAUUGAGCAUCAAAUAGACUUCAUACCUGGUUCCGCCAUACCAAAUCAAUCUACUUAUAGAGCUAAUCACAAGGAAACGAAGGAGAUACAAAGGCAAAAAGAUGGAACAUGGUGCAUGUGUGUGGAUUGCCGAGCUAUUAACAAGAUAACGGUAAAGUAUAGACAUCCUAUCCCCAGAUUAGAUGAUAUGCUUGAUGAAUUGCAUGGCUCUUAAUUGUUUUCUAAAAUUGAUUUAAAGAAUGGCUAUUAUCAGAUUCGCAUGAAAGAGGGAGAUGAAUGGAAAACUGCAUUUAAAACUAAAUAUGGAUUGUAUGAGUGGUUAGUAAUGCCUUUUGGUUUAACUAAUGCACCUAGUACAUUCAUGAGGUUGAUGAACCAUGUCUUGCGUGCUUUCAUGGGAAAAUUUGUGGUAGUUUACUUUGAUGAUAUUUUGGUUUAUAGCAAAAAUUUGGAUGAACAUGUGAAACACUUACAUGUUGUGUUUAGUGUGUUGAGGGAGCACCAAUUGUAUGCUAAUCUUAAGAAGUGCACGUUUUGAAUGGAAUAUGUUGUGUUUCUUGGAUUUGUUGUUAAUUCACAAGGUAUUAGUGUUGAUGAAGAAAGUAAGGCAAUAUGGGACUAGCCUACACCUAAGAAUGCGAACGAGGUGAGAAGUUUCCAUGGUUUAGCAAGUUUUUAUCGAAGGUUUGUUAAAGAUUUUAGUUCUAUUGCUACACCUUUGAAUGAACUUGUUAAAAAGAAUGUUGUUUUUAAAUGGGAUGAUGUGCAAGACCGGGCUUUCAAAACUUUGAAAAAUAAGCUAACUAAUGCACCUUUGUUGUGUUUACCUAACUUUGAUAAAGCUUUUGAGAUAGAAUGUGAUGCAUCGGGGAUUGGACUAGGAGCUGUUUUGAUGCAGAAUUCCAAACCAAUUGCCUAUUUUAGUGAAAAGCUAAGUAGGGCAGUGUUGAAUUAUCCUACGUACGACAAGGAGCUUUAUGCAUUAUUGAGAACUCUUCAAACAUGGCAGUAUUACUUGUGGCCGAGGGAAUUCAUCAUUCAUUAUGAUCAUGAGAGCUUGAAGUUCUUGAAGACCCAAGGUAAGCUUAAUAAAAGAUAUACUAAGUGGUUGGAGUUCAUAGAAACGUUUCCUUAUGUAAUCAAAUACAAGCAUGGGAAGGAAAACGUUGUGGUUGAUGCAUACGUAUUACUUACUUCAUUGCAAACUAAAUUACUUGGUUUUGAAUUGCUUAAGGAUUUGUAUGCCAAUGAUUCUGAUUUCAGCCAAGUAUGGAAUGCAUGUGAUAAGUGUGCGUUUGGUGACUUUUAUAGGCAUGAAGGAUUUCUAUUCAAGAAAGAUAAAUUAUGUGUGCCUAUUUGUUCUGUUCGUGAGUUGCUUGUUAGGGAAAGUCGUGGGGGAGGUUUGAUGGGUCACUUUGGUGUUCUAAAGACUUUAGAUAUAUUACAUAAGCAUUUUUAUUGGCCUAAUAUGAAGCACGAUGUGCAAUCUGUUUGUGAUAAGUGCAUUACAUGUAGGCAAGCAAAAUCUAAAGUUAGACCGCAUGGCUUGUAUACCCCUUUACCUGUACCUAAUCAACCUUGGAUUGAUAUAUCUAUGGAUUUUGUUUUAGGAUUACCAAGGACUCAAAGUGGUAAGGAUAGCAUAUUUGUUGUAUUUUCUCCUUUUGAAAUUGUUUAUGGCUUUAAUCCUUUAACACCUUUGGAUAUUUUACCUUUGCCUACUAAUGAGCAUGCUAAUCUUAAUGGUAAGAAAAAGAUAGAUUUUGUGAAGGAUUUACAUGCCAGAGUUUGGGCCAACAUUGAAAGAAAGAAUGAGCAAUAUGCUAAGCAGGCCAAUAAGGGGCAUUUGAAGGUUGUCUUCCAACCUGGAGAUUGGAUUUGGGUGCACAUGCAUAAGGAAAGGUUUCCCACACAAAGGAAAUCAAAAUUGCAGCCUCGAGGAGAUGGACCUUUUCAAGUCUUAGAGCGGAUCAAUGAUAAUGCCUACAAGCUAGAUUUGCCAAGCGACUAUGAUUCGAGGACGAAUCCUUUCGAAGAGGAGGGGAAUAAUGGAGAUAGAGGUGCUGACCAAAUUGAUGUUCCCAAAUAUUCUCAAGAUCCUUUGCAAGGAAUUGGCGGUCCAAUGACUAAGGCAAAGACAAAGAGGAUGAAAGAGGCUUUACAAGGCGUGAUCAUGGAAGUGCAAUACAAAGAGAUAACUACUAUCAGUCAUGAACCCAUUAUAUAG